AUGGGCAAGUGCUUCAAGUGCAACUAUCCAAGUCAUAGAUCUAGUGAUUGUACCUAUAGGAAGAUUAAUUUUGUGGAAGAUUAUGAAGUGAAUGGAAAUAAUGAUGGAUGUAUUUAUGGUCCUGAUGGAGAAGAUGAUUAUGACUCUAAUGAUGAUCAUGGAACUUAUGUGGUGACAAAGAUGUUGCUGGCGCCAAAAGUCGAGGAUGAAAAUCAAACAUGCAAAUUCUUCCGUACGAGAUGCAACAUUGAUGGUGAAAUUUUCUCCUUGAUUAUUGACAAUGAAGUACCAGAGGAGAUAUACUUGGAUCUGAAGCAAAAUGACUACACUAAGCUUCACAAGCUGUGGAUGAAAAUGAAGAUGAUUGAAUCAGAGUUUGCGGAAAAGUAUGGGGCAGUGGUGCAGCUUAUGAAAGUGAAGUUUAUCCCUGCCACUUAUGGUCUGAAUAGCGUCAACAUCGUCUAUGGGGAAGAGAACUCCAAGCUGGAAGCCCAAGAACUGCGGAAAACCCUCACACAGAUGACCUUUGUCAGGAAGGGUGGUAGAGAUACGAGAGUGACACCCGAAUACCCAGAUUGGCAUUGGAUGAGAGUAAAGGACAUAAAGGUGCUUCCCCCUACUAAUCUUGAAGCUGCAGUGGGAGAAGAGAUGGAUGACAUAGUUAUGAAGCUAACAAUGCAGUUGGAAAGGGAGAGGGAUGGUACUGAAGCCCAGAGGAUAGCAGAGGUUAACUGGCAGUUAAUGUUGAGGAUAGAGGAAGCGGAGAAAAGGGCUGAGGAAAUGAGCGCCAAAUGCAGAGAAGUAGAAGAAGAGGCCAAAGAUCAGAUCAAGAUUGGGCUGCUCCAGGUAGAGUACAUCAGGGAUCAAGCUAAAGAUGUGCUGCCAUGCCUAGCCCCAUUCGGUCAGCGCCUCCAGCCAAUAGUCGAUGCCUUGGAAGACACUAUCAGCAAAUGCGAUGAAACCCUUCAGACAAUUUCCCCUGGAAGCUCAGGAACUGCAGAGACUACUGAAACCGAGAAUGUGCCAUCCACGGGGAUAACAGUAAGCAUAACUCAAGUCAACGUGCCCAUCCUGUCAUCAAGUCAAAUCGACUUGCCCAUCCCCCUCGAGGUAGUCUCCCAUUACCCACAAUGGGAAGGAGCAACUUGCCUCCAGGGCAAGGAAGUCCCGGUAGACUUUAAAGCCGAGGAUGACCUAAGGAAACUGAUUGAGGAGUCCACUGAGAAGCUAUGGGGAAGAAUAGAAGAGAAGUUCAAAGGAAUCGGUGGUCAGCAGACAUACUUCAAGGGAGUAGACAAGGUAGCACUGGUCACAGAUUUGGUAUUGCCCGCAAAGUUUAAGGUUCCUGAGUUCGAGAAGUUCGAUGGAACGAAAUCACCAGAAGACCAUGUCAAUACUUAUGUACGGCAGAUGCAGCCUUAUUGCUCGGAUGACAUGCUCAUGCACCACUUUCAGAGAAGUCUUGCUGGUUCAUCUUUCAAGUGGUACAACAGGAUAGACCCUAGCCAAGUUAAAACAUGGAAUGAUAUGGCUAAUGCUUUCAUAGCGCAGUACCGGCAUAUUGAUGAAUUGGCUCCCACUCGAGAGACGCUACACAGCAUGAAGAGAAAGCCAGGAGAAACCAUUAAAGAAUAUGGCCAGCGUUUCAAGGAUAUGGCACUAGAAGUGGACCCGUUGAUGAAAGACACUGAAGUGGGCAACAUUCUCUUGAAGACCCUGCCAAAGGAAUACUUCCGUGAACUUUACCAAGCAGCAACGAAUUCUUUCACCAGACUAACCAUAGCCAGGGAAGCUUAUGAAUCAGGACUCAGAGCCGGGGUGUUUGAAGAAGCUGAAAAGAAAGGACACGCAAAGAAGAAGGAGGGAGAUACACAUGAGGAGCAGAAGGGCACGCGACUGAAGACUGCUGAAAUUGAUGUAUGUAGUCCAGGAUCUGGUCAAGAGCGGCAAGUUGCAUUUUGGAAACACAGUUCCGGCCACACAGGGCCAAAGCCAAGGAAAUGCCCAGGUGACUAUGGUAGGGAAGGGAGAGGUCCUAAGGAAGAGGAUAGUCAAGUCCCUUGGAAAUACGAUUGUAGCUAUACUAUGCAACAACGUGACGGAGGCUUAGCAAAUAUCACUGGGGUAGGAGGAAUGACCAGGAGUGGGAGGAUUUAUUCCCCUGAAGACAAAGGAAAAAGCAUCCCCUCAGAGAAGGUCGGUGAAAAGGAUCAAUCACCAUCACCGGGGGAAGGAAAGGAGGAAGUAGUUGGGAAAGUCAGUGAUCUGGAUCGAGUGGUUGGAAACAUAGCUGCAGAAGGUUUCAUAACUUUCUCUGAAAUAGAAAUCCUAGAAGGAGGAAGGAAAGGGAUCAAGGCGCUCCAUAUAACAGUAAAAUGCGAGAACAUGGGUAUGGGAAGAGUACUUAUUGACAAUGGCUCAACACUGAACAUCAUGCCGUUGAACACUCUGAAAGCUUUGCCGGUAGAGCCCACUUAUAUUCAUACCAAUCACAUGGUGGUCAGGGCUUUUGACGGAACCAGAAGAGAUGUCAUCGGAGAGUUAGAGAUUUGCUUGGAGAUAGGACCAAUUCCCAUUAAGCUGAUGUUCCAGGUGUUGGACAUUGACCCCUCUUACUCUUGCCUGCUGGAGAGGCCAUGGAUUUACAUGGCAGGAGCAAUACCUUCUACCUUACAUCAGAAGGUCAAGUUUAUGACCGCAGAUAAGUUGGUGAUAGUGAAUGGUCAAGAGGAUAUGAUAGUAACCCAGACAAGCGCCACUCCAUAUGUUGAAGCUGUUGAACGGUCCUAUGAAUGCUCUUUCCGAGCUUUCGAGGUCGAUCAUUUUAAGAAACCAAAGGAAGGUACAGUUAUGGCAGUACAAGUGAUGAAGAAAUACAGCUGGAAGGAAGGUCAAGAUCAUCAGAUGUUGGCUGAUGCAAGGAAAAUGAGAAGAGCUGAAAGGUUAGGUAUACCCUUUCGAAAAGAGGUGAAGAUGGAGAUACCGCCUUUAUCACAAACCUUUAGAUCAGCUGGAUGGGUUAAUGGGAAGAAGAGUCAGCAUGAGCAGGACAAGGAAGAUGUUUUUCAGAAGAUAGCUGAGCUCACCAUCAAUACAAUCACAGAGGAAGCAGCAAAACCAUCUUCAUGGAUCUACCCUUUGGCUGCAGGAGAAGAAGUUGGCAACUGGAGACUUUUGAAUGCGCCGCUGCGAUGGCUGAAAGUUCAAUGCCCACAUUCUAGUCUCAUGCCAAACAGUGAUGAAUGCAAAGAUGCUUCAGACAAGCCAGGAUUUAACUUUGAGAGGCCUAUCUGUACUGAUAAGUUAGACGAUGAAGACAUUGAGGAUCAAACCCUACUAUCAGAUCUCUUGAGAAUAGUUGAACCAGACGAGCAACAAAUUGUACCGCACAAAGAGCUUACUGAAUUGAUUAACUUGGGAAUAGAGGAAGCUCCUAAAGAAGUUAAGAUCGGUUUGGAUCCAGAAAUAGCAGUUCAUCGGUUACCCACUAAAGCAGAUAUGAGGCCAGUGCAACAAAAAUUGAGAAAGAUGAAGCCAGAUAUGUUGUUGAAAAUAAAAGAGGAACUAGAAAUCAGUUCAAUGCUGGGUUUCUUCCAGAAGCCAAAUACCCUGAAUGGGUAUAAUCAAAUCAAAAUGGCGCCCGAAGACAUGGAAAAGACUGCAUUCGUAACUGCUUGGGGAGUCUUUUACUACAGGGUUAUGCCCUUCGGACUAAAAAAUGCUGGGGCAACCUACCAGAGGGUCAUGGUUGCGCUAUUCCAUGAUAUGAUGCAUAAAGAAAUAGAGGUGUAUGUGGAUGAUAUGAUUGCCAAGGCUAGGACGCCGAAAGAACAUAAGGAGAAUUUGAGGAAGUUGUUUGAAAGGCUAAGAGAAGUCCAACUCAAGUUAAACCCUAAUAAGUGUACAUUCGGGGCAAUAUCAGGAAAGCUGCUAGGGUUUGUUGUAAGUAAGAAGGGGAUAGAAGUAGAUCCCGACAAGAUCCAAGCUAUACAGGGGUUGCCCCCACCACAAACUCAAAAAGAAGUAAAAGGUUUCUUGGGUCGCUUGAACUAUAUAGGCCGUUUAAUUUCACAAUUAACAGCUAAGUGUGACCCAAUCUUCAAAUUGCUUUGGAAAAAGAACCCUGGAGAACGGAAUGAGGAAUGUCAGGCAGAUUUUGAGAAAAUUAAAGAGUAUCUGAAAGCAAUCAAGGGAAGUGCCAUAGCAGACUUCCUAGCGGAUCGGGCGACAGAAGAGUACGAACCGGUGAAUUUUAAGUUUCCGGAUGAAGACCUGAUGACAAUCUCUCAUGUCGAAGAAGUUGAGAAGACUGAGAAAAAAUGGAAAGUAUAUUUUGAUGGGGCUUCGAAUUUGUCUGGCCAGGGUAUCGGGGCAGUACUGGUGUCUGCUAAAGAAGACUGUUAUCCGGCCACUGCCAGACUGAAAUUUCUAGCAACUAAUAAUGUGGCAGAAUAUGAGGCUUGUGUCCUAGGAAUCCAGUUGGCAUUAGAAAGGAAAGUAAAAAGGGUAGAAAUAUAUGGGGACUCAGCCUUGCAAGUAUACUUGGAACAUGCCACUGAGGUUGAUAAGAGAACACUUAGGAGGAUGGUCGCAAGAUAUUUUUUGAGCGGAGAAACGCUAUAUAAGAAAGGACGGGAUGGAACCCUAAUGAGAUGUGUGGAAUCGGCAGAAGCCCGAAAAAUUUUCGAAGAAGUCCACCGAGGACCCUAUGGGAGUCAUGCCAGUGGACAAAGGAUGGCUAGGCAGAUAAUGAGAACAGGAUACUAUUGGCUGACAUUGGAACCAGAGUGCAUUGGCCAUGUGAGGAAAUGCCACAAAUGCCAAGAAUACGACGAUUACAUACAUAUACCUCCAAAUCCCCUACAUGUUAUGACCUCCCCAUUGCCAUUCUCCAUGUGGGGCAUAGAUGUCAUUGGAAUGAUUACCCCUAAAGCGUCAAAUGGACACCAAUUCAUCCUAGUGACAAUAGAUUACUUCACUAAAUGGAUGGAGGCUGCUUCUUACCCAAGUGUCACACAAGCAGUGGUGGCUCGGUUCAUCAAGAGAGAGAUCAUUUGUAGGUAUGGGUUACCUAAGAGAAUUAUUACUGAUAAUGCUUCCAAUCUAAACCGAGGGUUGAUUGAAGUGACGUGCAAACAAUUCAAGAUUGCUCACAGCAAUUCAACCACAUACAGGCCUAAAAUGAACGGGAUAGUUGAAGCAGCAAACAAGAACAUCAAGAAGAUCAUAGAGAAAAUGACAGUGACGUAUCGGGACUGGCACGAGAAAUUACCUUUCGCCCUCCACGCUUAUCGUGUCAGAACGUCCACCGGGGCAACCCCUUAUUCUUUGGUAUAUGUGAUGGAGGCAAUAGUGCCAAUAGAAGUAGAAAUCCCUUCAUUAAGGGUGUACCCAGAGCUAAAACUGGAGGAGGAUGAAUGGGUACAGGAAAGGAUUGAUCAACUGAAUCUGAUUGAUGAGAAGAGGGUUGCGACUAUCUGUCACGGCCAGUUGUAUCAGAAAAGGAUGGAAAGGGCAUAUAACAAAAAGUGCGCCCCAGACAGUUCAAAGAGGGGGAUUUGGUACUAA
Molecule: messenger RNA, 5568 nt
Organism: Corchorus capsularis
Lineage: Eukaryota; Viridiplantae; Streptophyta; Magnoliopsida; Malvales; Malvaceae
Source: the annotation of a GenBank genome assembly